Molecule: messenger RNA, 944 nt
Organism: Penaeus indicus
Lineage: Eukaryota; Metazoa; Arthropoda; Malacostraca; Decapoda; Penaeidae
Exons: 6
Coding region: 45-632 (195 amino acids)
Source: RefSeq, a predicted model, not a curated record
AGUGGAAGAGCAGGGCGUGUCAGAGGUUCUGCACAGCCCUUGAGAUGUUGCUGAGACUUACACUGAUCCUCAUUUUUUUCUACGUCAGUCAGGCGAACUUAGAUGAAUGUAACUCAAAUUCCGAAUUCACUUCCCCGAAUGAACACCACUUCCUCCACGUGGAAAGACCUGACUUCCACGCCUGGUUUAAGGCACUCGACGUCGCCUCCAACAUCACCUUUGAGACUAACGCGUCGACUAGUGUUGUUCAUGUGCCCGGCGGCCGCUGGUACAUGCUGGGUGUCAGGGUCUGUGGAGGAGAGGAGGAAGCUGUCCUUACUAUACCGGGUUUAAGGUACAAGGCAGUGUUAAACUCGCUCAGGACGAGAUCUUUUAGGAUAAAGACUAGCAGCGACGGGCGUGUGAAGUGGACCAAUUGUAAUAUGACCCUUAUCGACAUUCCUGAUGCUUUGAAAGACCAGCGCCCCAAGUGGAUCAUCAGUCUGUUGGUGAGUCUUCUGAGCAUCGGUCUGAUGGCCUACUUCGCGUGGCUGGUCGUCAGGUCCCGCCACGGAAACCGCUCGGCCACAGGCGAAAAACGCGUCGACAUCCUGGCCUACAGCGAGCUACAAGACAGAGAGGCGUUGGGGUGAUCUCAAGUCCUCAGCAGAACGACCACGAACAAGAGAAGCUGAAGAAAAUUUAAGAAAAAAAAAAAAAGGAAAAGAAAAAGUUAAUGUGAUGAAUGUUUUACGUGUGUUUAUUCUUGUCAAAAAAAUGUUUCUUUUUCUUUAAAUGUAUGCUUUAAAAUGGCCAUUCAUUAGGUACUUGAUUACUUCUUUGUCACGAUUUGAUUUUUUUUACAAAAUUGAAAAUUUUAUAUUUUUGUCCCUUUUGUCCUUAGCUAAAAACACGAAACUAUGAAAAAAUACAAAAAAUAUAAAUAAAAUCUACUCAAUAGCUCC